Molecule: messenger RNA, 1497 nt
Organism: Monascus purpureus
Lineage: Eukaryota; Fungi; Ascomycota; Eurotiomycetes; Eurotiales; Aspergillaceae
Source: the annotation of a GenBank genome assembly
AUGUCCAACGAAGGCUUGCUCGAAAAUGGCUACUUUAAAGAUGUCAAUCUUCUCUCCGCCAAGACCCCUUCUCUCUCUUCUCGUGCGGCAAAUUGGUGUGUAGAUUUGGUCCGUCCAGCCUUCUGGUCUAGCACACCAUCCGGCUCUGAUCCUCCUCGUCGCGCGUCGCUGUCGCAACAAUCCCCCCAGCAGCAACCUACUCUCAGACGGACGGCCUAUCUCGAUGGCAUCCGUGGUUUCGCCGCCUUUCUUGUUUACUGGAUGCAUCACGAACUCUGGUCCCACAACACCGUCGACGACGUCUUCCAACAUGCUUGGGGAUAUAAGGGGAAGCGUCACUUUAUCACUCUCCCCUUCAUCCGCACCUUUUUCAGCGGUGGCCAUUUCGCCGUCAGCGUUUUCUUCGUGCUGUCCGGUUACGUGCUGUCCAACAAGCCCAUGAGGCUGAUCCAAUCCGGCGACUUCCUCCAGCUAGGAGAUAACCUGUCGUCUGCUCUCUUCCGUCGAUGGCUCCGACUGCACCUCCCCGUCAUCGGCACCACCUUUGCCUACAUCACCUUCCUGCAUAUGUUUCAUAUCCAUGCCGUGCCCGACCCCCAGGGCUCCUAUGGUUGGGAGGUGUGGAAUUGGUACACCGAGCUCAAGAACUUUACCUUCGUCUUUCGCACCGGCGGCGAGCCCUGGUUUAGCUACAAUUUCCACUCUUGGUCUAUCCCGGUAGAGUUCCGAGGUUCCAUCGUCAUUUACACCGUGCUCAUGGCCUUCUCUCGUUGCACGCGGAAUGCCCGCUUGCUGUGCGAAAUUGGUCUCGUCUACUACUUCCUGUACAUCGCUGAUGGCUGGUUCUGCGCGUUGUUCAUGUCGGGCAUGAUUCUCUGUGACCUGGACCAGCUUGCCGCCAACCGCAACUUGCCGCGCUGGAUGUACAACCUGGAGCCAUACAAGCAUAUCAUCUUCCCAACCUUGUUCGUCAUCAGUCUCUACCUCGGAGGCGUGCCCUCAUUCUCCUUCGACAUGAAUGAGCUCAUUGACGCGCCUGGUUGGUACUACCUCUCCUUUCUGAAGCCUCAGGCUGUCUUCGACUACAAGUGGUUUUACCUGUAUUGGGCCUCUACCCUGCUGGUGGCCAGUGUGCCACGUCUGCCCUGGUUGAAACGUUUCUUCGAGACGCGCUUCAACCAGUACCUCGGACGCAUCUCCUUCUCCUUCUAUCUGAUGCACGGACCGGUUCUGUGGACCUUGGGUGACCGUGUGUACGCGGCCGUGGGGUACACCCGUCAGGCUCACGCCAUCAACUGCCCCAACUGGAUCAAUCGCUUCCCGCUAAAAAAGUCCGGCCCGUUGGGACUCGAGCCUGCCUUCUUCCUGACACAAGUGAUCAUCUUGCCCACUACCCUGUGGUUGGCCGAGAUUGUGACGCGGCUUUUCGACGAGCCGAGUUUGCGGUUUGCGGCGUGGCUCUACAAGAAGACCUUGGGUUCUGGCGUCAAGGCAUGA